UCAUUACCUGUUUAGUUUUAUUAUUUACCUUUUGUGAUAACAAGUUUUAUAAAAUUCCCAAAAAUUGCAUUUAAAAUCUUGCAUUUACGGCACAAUUAUUAAAAAGAAUAUGUCUACUGCACUAAUUACUAAGGAAUUAUUCAACAAGAUGGAUUUCAAUGCCCCUAUUGCAACCAAAGCAGCUGAUACUAAUAAAGGUAACAGCUCACAACCCACCGUGUUAAUAGUGUUUGCCAAUAGUAAUAUUAAUGCUGCUCUCUACCAUUUAAACAAAUCUUUGGAAAACCCUUUUGCAACUAAAGCUAUUGCCUCCGUUUUGGUGCAAGAAUCAAUAAAAAAUGAUUUUGUGGAGAAACUAAAACAACAACUUAAAUCAUAUCCAAAGGAAGCAGUAAACAAUAAUGAACAUUUUAUUAAAGCUUUAAGCACGGCCCACAAAUUAAGUGCCCAACUUAUAAGUGUUGAUCAAAAGGAAACUAAUGUUUAUGCUCCCACAUUAGUAUGUGAUUUCACCCAUGAACAAUUGGGCUCUACUACACCCUCAGGAAUAGUUACCCUCCACACUUUCCGUACUGCUAAAGAAGCUAUUGCUUUAGUCAAUAAGGAAUCGUUGAAAUUUACUUCGGUCUCUAUUUGGCAUGAAAAUCAUAGUUAUGCUUAUGAAUUGGUGGCAGCUCUUAAGUCGGAAAACUAUUUUAUCAAUUGUUAUCAAGUGCCUUUGAACGGCUUGCCUAAUAAUGUUGCAUUGGGUAAUAAUUAUGUGAAUUUGGAUAAAUCCUAUCAUUAUGAAACAUUACAACAUGAAGGCGUACAAAAGUGUAUUGUAUUCCCCAUUGGCAGUAUAUUUGCUAAUUGAGUGAAGGUUUCUGUUAACUAUGUUGAUAUUUAAAGAUUUUUUUUACGAUUUUCUUUUAUACUAAUAAUAAAGUUAUAUAAUUUGUUAAAUUAACUUCAAAAGUUAAUAAAAAGUUAAUGAAUUAAAAAAAAAUGAUUUUUUAUAUAAAAAUUUAAAAAAUAUAUAAACGUAUGUUUAAAAAAUAUAUGUUUUAAAAUAUAAGUAUAAGAGAUUUCAUUUCAACAGAGUAUCUCUUACGGAAGAGCAUAACAUUAUCAUUUCUUAUUUUGUUUUCACGACGACAAUUUUUUAUAAACCGUAAUUGUUAACGUUGUUUUUAAAAUAUGAUAAAAAUUAAAAUUUGCAAUUGUAUUUUCCAAAGUCGGGCAAUUGUUUAAUGUUGAUCUUAAAUGUGACUACAUACUAUUGUUUAAGAUAAACAAUCAUAUAAAAUUAUAAUUCUUUUUGUAGGCGUAUAAAUUUAAAACGUGUCAUAAUAUUCAGCAUAUUUUUAACAUUUUUUUAUAAAGAUUUACAAUGUUUUGCUCAUCACACUCUCAUCUCUAAAAAUAGUCUAUAACAAUUGUUUUAUCUAUGUAUUUCUCUUAAUCCCAACUGUCUUUACAAGAAGAAUUUCUUUUUAGAAAUAUGGAAUUUCUUCGACUUGGGCUGUUUCACAUUUAAGAAUUUUAUUAUCUAAUGCUGAGAAUUUUACAGAAAUCCUUCAGGCUUCAUAAAUAAUUUUAAUUAAUUUGCGAUAUUUAAGAUAACAAAUAUUUUUAUAAAUAAAAAAACUAGUUUUGAUGAUUUAAUACUUUAAUAAACUGCAUUAAAUGUUUAAACUUAUUACUUA
Lucilia cuprina (Australian sheep blowfly) is the source of this 1688-nucleotide messenger RNA. RefSeq lists its product as uncharacterized. Gene Ontology annotation, molecular function: oxidoreductase activity, acting on the aldehyde or oxo group of donors, NAD or NADP as acceptor. The transcript is spliced from 2 exons. Bases 110 to 856 code for a protein of 248 amino acids. The record is from RefSeq and is a predicted model, not a curated record. Lineage: Eukaryota; Metazoa; Arthropoda; Insecta; Diptera; Calliphoridae.